AUGGCAACUGCAGCAGCAGCGAUACAAACAAAUAUGAUUGCACUCGGUAUCGCAAAACUGAGUAUCAUACCGUUUCUAAUAUCUGUCUUAAUUUAUUUCAAUUAUUAUCUAAUGGAUCCCGUAAAUCAACCAAAAGUCAUGAAAAAUCUAUUAAAGGAAUACGAUUUCGUAGUGGUAGGUGGCGGUUCAGCUGGUAGCGUUGUUGUUAACAGAUUAACAGAGAAUCCAGAAUGGAGUGUUCUUCUUUUAGAAGCAGGUGGUUUCGAAAACAAGAUUACAGACAUACCAAUUUUCUCUAGCUAUUUACAUAAUACCAAAAUAGAUUGGAAAUAUAGGACUGAAAACCAAGAUAGUGCUUGUCAAGCAAUGAAAAAUAAACGUUGUUGUUGGCCCCGUGGAAAGGUAUUAGGUGGUUCAAGUGUAAUUAAUUUUAUGCUGUAUAUUCGCGGGAAUCGUCGUGAUUUCGAUCAAUGGGAAAGCUUUGGUAACCCUGGUUGGGGAUACGACGAUGUACUCCCAUACUUUAGAAAGUCACAGAACCAAACAAACCCAUAUUUGUCGCGGAACACCAAAUACCAUAGCACAGAUGGUUAUUUAACUAUUCAAGAGUGUCCUUAUAAUACACCACUGAAUCCAACAUAUUUUCAAGCUGCAGAAGAGAUGGGUUAUAACAUCGUGGAUGUUAAUGGCCAACAACAAACGGGCUUUGCAUUGCCUCAAUAUACAAUGCGCAGAGGCGCUAGAUGUAGUGCAGCCAAGGCAUUCGUACGUCCCAUCAAAUUUCGAAAGAAUUUUCACCUAUCAUUAUGGAGCCAUGUUACGCGUGUUCUCAUAGAUCCAAGUACCAAAAGAGCAUACGGUGUAGAAUUUAUUAGGAAUGGUCAUAUUGAGACCGUAUUAGCGAAGAAAGAAGUUAUACUUUCGGCAGGUGCUAUAAACACCCCUCAAUUAUUGAUGCUGUCUGGAAUCGGUGCUAAGAAUCACCUCGAAGAUCUUGAUAUUCCAGUAAUUCAGGAUUCACCUGGUGUUGGACAGAACCUUCAAGAUCAUGUAUCCCUUGUUGGUCUAACCUUCCUUAUCGACCACGAGAUCAGCUUUGUUUAUAAUCGCAUAUUAAAUAUAAACUCAAUAUUAAAAUAUGAAAUUACCGAAAACGGUCCACUAACUUCGAGUAUUGGUAUCGAUGCAAUAGGCUUUUUAUCCACCAAAUAUGCCAAUCAGACGGACGAUUGGCCCGAUGUAGAGUUAUUAAUUUCCUCUUCCUCGAUUAGUACUAUUGGAGAAUUACUUAAAGAUGCUUUAUGUCUAACGGAUAAUUUUUGCAAUGAAAUGUAUGGAGAAAUCAUUAAUCAAGAUAGUUUCAACAUUUUACCAAUGUUGCUCAGACCUAAAUCUCGUGGAUAUGUGAAAUUAAGGUCGAAAAAUCCAUUCGAUUAUCCAUUAAUGUAUCACAAUUAUUUAACGAAUCCUGAUGACGUAAAUGUUUUACGAGAAGGAGUCAAAGCAGCAAUUGCAUUUGCUGAAACGAGUAGCCUGAAAAGAUUAGGGACAAGAUUUUACAAUAAGCCAUUGCCAAAUUGUAAACAUUUUCCGAUGUUCACGGAUGAGUAUUGGGAAUGUGCAAUUCGCCAAGUUACCAUGCCAAUUUAUCACAUGAGCUGCACUGCGAAAAUGGGUCCACGAUCCGAUCCAAUGGCGGUCGUAGAUCCCUCUUUAAAAGUAUAUGGAGUAGAAGGACUUCGAGUGAUCGAUGCUUCGAUCAUGCCUACGAUCACUAGUGGACAUAUCAAUGCACCUGUGAUAAUGAUUGGUGAAAAAGGUUCGGAUCUCAUAAAGAAGGACUGGAUGUCUAGACGAAAGAGAAGCAAUGAGACUAUCUCAGGUUCUUUCAAUCAAUAUUAG
This is a messenger RNA of Vespa crabro (European hornet), 1902 nucleotides long. RefSeq names its product glucose dehydrogenase [FAD, quinone]-like. NCBI's taxonomy places the organism in Eukaryota, Metazoa, Arthropoda, Insecta, Hymenoptera, Vespidae. Gene Ontology annotation, molecular function: flavin adenine dinucleotide binding; oxidoreductase activity, acting on CH-OH group of donors. The transcript has 3 exons. The coding region runs from base 1 to 1902 and encodes 633 amino acids. The record is from RefSeq and is a predicted model, not a curated record.